Messenger RNA from Orbilia oligospora ATCC 24927, 1854 nucleotides. RefSeq lists its product as uncharacterized. Lineage: Eukaryota; Fungi; Ascomycota; Orbiliomycetes; Orbiliales; Orbiliaceae. The transcript has 6 exons. The coding region runs from base 1 to 1854 and encodes 617 amino acids. The record is from RefSeq and is a predicted model, not a curated record.
AUGCCGGACUUCACAACCAGUCAGAUCCGGGACACUGAUCCCUCCCCAUACGACCAAAUCUUCCUGGUGACGCAGGAUACUAUCAACAAAUCAUUCAAAAAUAUGUGGGCUCUUGCCGACCAGUCAUCUCCUCUCGUCAAGUUUAAUUACAAGUCACAUGGACAGUAUCUUGGUGGAGAUCUAGAUGCUCCUGAGAUCGAAUUAAGCAUUUAUGGGCAGAAUUCAGUUCAGCUUUAUUAUCAUCUGAAGUUCCUUACGGGGCAGAUGGAACUUUAUAUUGAUCCUAAUAGUGAUGAUACUAAGGAUUUUAGCCUGGUUGGGUGGGACAUUGUGUUCCCAGUUGUAAUUAGGAGCGAGACAUAUAAACCCGGAGAUUCGGGGUAUGAUGAGCACGCAGCCAAAUUUAGCAAAGAUGGAUUCCCAAAUGGUACCUUUUCAAUUGCAAAACUCUUCCUCGCUGCGUCGUCUAUCUCUGGCGGUGCAACUUUUGACGCUAAGAGGAGUUCAUUUGGAGGUUUGGAUUGGGAUAAUCAGCCUGGUGAACUUAAGGAGAACUUUGGGAUGUUUAUCUCGAAAUGGAUUAAUACUAUGAGCGAUAAGAAGGAAAAUAUCCUGGGAUAUUCAAUUGUUGGUAACGAUCCGUCGCAGAUUAACGGGGUUGCACCUACGUUCGUUCCAACAUCUAUCGACCAUUACAACUACCCUUGGAUCGAACCAGGUUACUCCAGUACUUCUGGACAAGAUGGUCUCGAUCAGAACGCAUUCUGUUAUCUAACAAUGGCCGACUUCCGCAAACCUCCAGAAAUCGCGGGUCUCACUUACUCCGGCCCAUUCGUGAAUAAAGACAACGGAGCCACAUUUUGCAUGAACUCAAAUAUCUUCUGGGAUACAUGGCUUCUUCCAUUAUUGCAAGAACUUAACAUGCAAACGCUAGUUUAUCCUGAGACUCCAUACCUUAAGUUUGCAAACGAUUCGGGGUCCGUUUGGGUGACUUGUGAAUAUCAUGUGGGGAAUAAUAAUCCUAGCGUCUCUGCUUCGGAUUCUACCUUUGCCUGGACAAGAUCUACUGAUGGGGAUGGGAAGCCCUCUUGGACUUGGUCUUCUUCUCUUCCGCCUUCUAGUAAUGAAGUUGUGGAUGAAAAUGGUGUUUGGACUGUUUCGAGUUCUGAGACUUCGCAAUCUAGCACGACACUUACCUUCGAUGAAGGUGGUCAGAAGAUUUCUGUCGUCGGAAAGAAUCAAUUCCACUUUGAAUUCCACGAUGAGGCUUCUUGGGGUGGUGGAUCCGGCGGCUUCACUGCCACUACAGAUUGGCAUCUAAACUUCGCUCUGGGCGCAGUCAACGACGGUGGUUUACAAAUCACCCGCAUCCCAGAUCCCGAUGGAGUACCAGCCAGCACCACAACAGGAACUCAAUUCAUCUAUGGUUUCUACCAUGAAGAAAACUUUGUCAAUUACUGCAAGGGAGUGGAUAAUGCUCUCUCCUACUAUUUCGAUAACAACAUCUCCACGGUUACAAAUGCUUUGAUCUCUGCUCUUCAGAACCAAAAUCAACUUGUACUCCCGGGUAAUGGUGUCUUUUUGAUGGAGGAUGCAAGAUUUAAUAAACGGGGAGAUCUUUUGGUGGAUUUGCAUUAUAAUGGCGCGCCGGCACCACCAAACCCUCAUCAACCAAGCCAGCAGCAUAAUAUCUAUGCAGGAUUCGUUGAGAAUCCAAAUGGAGGUGUUCCGGAGAAUCAAAAGUGGUUGCCAGAGAAGUGGGCCAAGUUACCGGCUAGAGCGACUUUGUCUCCUACGAAGCCAAAGGAGUUGAGUCAGUCUCAGAAGAUUAAGGCUACUAUCCCACGCGGCUGA